Aspergillus fijiensis CBS 313.89 is the source of this 348-nucleotide messenger RNA. RefSeq lists its product as uncharacterized. NCBI's taxonomy places the organism in Eukaryota, Fungi, Ascomycota, Eurotiomycetes, Eurotiales, Aspergillaceae. The record is from RefSeq and is a predicted model, not a curated record. The annotation marks the transcript as partial. Gene Ontology annotation, biological process: proton transmembrane transport. Gene Ontology annotation, molecular function: proton-transporting ATPase activity, rotational mechanism. Gene Ontology annotation, cellular component: vacuolar proton-transporting V-type ATPase complex. The transcript is spliced from 4 exons.
UCCGCUCAGAACUCCGCAGGCAUUCAGACCCUCCUCGACGCCGAGAGAGAGGCCCAGAAGAUUGUCCAGCAAGAUCGUACCAAGCGGAUAAGAGACGCAAAGGCUGAAGCCCAGAAGGAGAUCGAAGAGUAUCGCAAGCAGAAGGAGGACGAAUUCAAGAAGUUCGAGGCUGAGCACUCGAGCGGGUACAAGAAGGCUGAGGAGGAUGCGAACAAAGAGGCAGAAGUCAAGCUCCAGGAGAUCAAGGAUGCCGGGAACGACAAGGGCAGCAAGGUGGUGGAGGAUCUUAUCCAUGCACUCAUCGACGUAAAGCCUGAGGCUUCGGAGAAAAUCGUGGUCAAGGCAUAG